AUGUCUACGAACAGCUCGUAUUUAGCUGCUAAACAGAUUUGCUCCGAUGAAGUUUACAAGGGACCAUCAUUAGUAUCUGAAAAGAAACUUGGUGUCAACAGGGAAAAAGCCAAACAGUGGACGUAUUACAUCGAAACACUUAAUCGAACCAUCGAUUGCAUCUAUGAAAUAUGUCAUAAAGAACAAACCGUUAAUGGAUGCAAAGAAGCGCUGAUGUAUCUUUCGAAUUCUGUUCGCGAUUUCGAAUCACUCAUCAAAACAAUUCAGCUGGAAGUUGAUUGGGAUGAAAAAAGUAGCAAACGCCAUGCAGUCGCUUGGGAAAUUCGAAAAGCAAUAUCACCACCUGGAAAGACAAUCGUUGAAGGACCGGAUAAAAAGGAUGCUGACAGUCUCAUCAAUAUGCUUAAACUAUCUCCAAUCGUUGUGCAUGAAGUUGUACAGAGUGCGGAAAAAAAAAUGAGUGCCAAAAUACCAGAAGUCGCACCAUCUGUAUUCUCUUCAACAGCAAUAGUACAGCACAAUGAAGUAUUAUCGGAUAAAGAGAAGGGGAUAGAACUAAGCAAGAUCUGCUUUCAUCAGAACAGUCUUUUUUUUGUAGAAGACCAGGGUGAUGAUGGAUGGCGUUUAGUAACGACGCGACACAGGCGGCGAAAGAGUGGUGAAGCCGAUUCUAUUCUGAUUAAUAACAAAGAGGAACAUAGUACUGCAGUGACGGCGUCUCCAAAAAGGACUUUUAUGAAUGUUUAUGAGCGUUUGUCUACCGGUGUUCUUCGGCCUCCGAAUUUAUCGACUCGUACGCCUGCUCUUUCUGAAUCAGGUGGACGAGGCUUAAUGUAUCCUAGAUGUGCAAUGGAUUUACCACAGACAAAAGCGUCUAUGGCAAAAGUGGCAUAUUGUCGACAGUUAUUGUGGAAGAAACAUCAAUCAGAUUUGGCAGAGAAGAUGGAACGAAGACGUCGUCAAGAUUUGCAAAGUGCUCGCAAAUCUGGUUCCGUUCCUGCUCUGUCGGCAAUUAAUUUUGCAGAUCCAGAUGCUGUUUCACGUAGUGCUGCAGCAUUCAAAAAUCGAAAGAAAGUAUUGAAAAAGGAUGAGACUGCUGGAAUAAUAAAGGAACGAAGUACACCGGCCAGUUUUGAGCGCAUAGAGGAAUUACCAUCGGAAAACGACGAAGAACGGGAAAACAUCCCUGCUCAUCUGGAGGAUUCAGUUGUUAAUCAUCCCAGUUCAGAUUACUUUACUCAUAGCAGAUCUGAACCACCGCUAUCCGAAUUAGUGCUGCCCGAUGAUAUAGAUGUAGAUGAUGCGUGGAGGGCAAUGACAGAAGAGGAAGAAUCGUUGGUGCAAGAAGAAGAAAGUUUAAAGAAAGAAAUCGAAGAGGAAGAAAGUAUUUCCAUUGAUGAUGAAUUGGAACGACAAGUGGCUGCUGAAGCUGCGGCAUUGGAACAGUUGGAAACUGAGGUGGCUGAAAAGCAUAAAUGUGAGGGAACUACUAAGACAGAAUCAUGCAGUAACAGAAAAGCCCCAGUAACAUGGCAAGAUGUCGUUAACAAUUGGAAACAGGAAAUGGAGGAAUAUGCGUCGAUAAGUUGGAGUGAAAUUGUAGAAAGAGAAAUCACUCGUUAUCGUAAGCCGGGUGAAUUUGCUGAAAGGCAUGAAAAAUUAUCUUCACCGAGCAGGAAAAGAAAAAGUGAAGAUGCGACAAAACGACAUAAGGAACGGCAAAAAAGAGCUGAAGAAUUGCGUCAAAUGUUGCAGGAGCAGAAAGCUCGACGAUUGAAAGAACUGUCCAAUAAGGUAGAAGAAGUACGGCGAAAGCGAGCUGAACUAAAUGAACGGAAACGUGAGCAUUUACAGAUGCGCAUGGCAAAGGCUGAAGAAAAUCGUCAAAAAAGUAUUGAGGAAAAAGUGAAAAAAGCACGAGAUGAUGACGUCAAGGUUAUGGAAGUGCAGUUCAUCAAUACAAUAGAAGCAGAUAAUAUGAGACAUGAUGUUAUGAUUCGUAGUCAGGAAUGGGAGCAUAGAGUACAAACGAUUGCGAGUGAACGGGCUAGGAAAAGUGAGGAAAAAGCUGCUAAAGAAGCAGCAGCUGAAGAACGCCGAAAAAUCGCAGAAAAUCAACGAAGAGAAAAAAUACGAAGAAAAUUCGUGAAACACGAGCUGCUCGAAGCACAACGUAACGAACAAGAAAGGGAAAGAAGUGAAGCUGCUCGAGAAAGAAAUAAGCAACUGAAUGAGCGCGUCGCAGAAAAGAAAGCAACGGAAGCUGUUGAAAGUGAAAAAUUAAUGAAGAAGAUCCAGAAAAAGCAGGAAGAAACACGUCGCCGUUAUGAGAAUACUUUGACACAAGUGAAACAUCGUGCUGUUGAACUAAGUAGUCCGAGACCUAUGGAAUCAGUGAUUUCUUUAGUCGACUUUAGUCAGAUACCUUCGGAAACCUCUUAUGUUUCAAUGCUCGAGGGGGCAAUUGAUGGUGGAAGCUCGAAGAAAUGCAAGCUUUGUGAUACUAUACUGGACAGUGAUUUUUUAAUUAUGUCGCAUUUCCUUAGCACUUCUCAUCUAUCGAAGGCAAAUAUUGACAUCAAAAAACUAACUUAUGAUUGUUUGAAAACACAGAUUGACCAAAAUACUGAAGACGUUAGUGUUGAGGCAACCAGGCAACUAUCUUUGGGAGGCGAGAGUGAAGUUUCAAAACAAAGUACGAGUGCUAAAAAACGUCGAACCCGUCUUCGACAGAAGAUCCAGGCGAGGGCCAAAGAAUAUGAAAGCGUGAUUGGACGGAGUGAUUUAUCUGAAGCUUAUCGGACUCCGUUCGGAAAGACAAGUAUUGAUCGGCCUCUUCGGGAUAUCGCAAAAGUGUUAAAAGCAACUUUGGGAGAUGGUGAAAUUAAGGAUCGUUGCAGUGGAUUGGUAAAGGAGUCAUUCCAGAGUAAAGUUUAUCCAAGCACCGAUCUGCAUAUCCUUGAAAGGUCGCUAUCCGAAAUUCUGCGAGCAUUGCGAACAUCCGACACGCUGCAAAAACGUGAAAUGCUUUUGAAAGCAGUAGUGCAGAAUGAUUUUAUAGAUAUUUUGACGGCAAUGAUAUCCUGUGCAACUAAUGGCAGCACAGUCAUACCUUCUAGAACCUAUUGUAAAGCUUUGUCCACCCUUGGAGAACUUGCCACCAUCGAUAAAUUUAUUGCUUCAAAGUUCUUUUUCUCCAAUCGCAUCUUUGCACUUUUAGAUGCAUAUUGCAUCAAGUCUAGAGUAGUCUUCAUGUAUUUAAUACCUUACGUAAUUUUUGUUUUUCAUAUGAUGGUUUGGCAAUUUUUAAAAGAAACCUCGCACAUGCCAACCAAUGAAGGAUCUCACCGACUUUUAAUUGAAUGUGUUGUGUUGUGUUCGACGUUUUUAUGUGUCAUGGGUUCUUUGUAUCCAAAAGUCAAGGGAGAAGUUUCAAGUAGUGCAAUCGUAUUUGGUAUCACAGAUGACGACAUAUACGUAAAACUGUUGCUGAGCUUAAUUCAUUCGAAUGGGUAUGGCGAUGCUCUUUCUCUCCUCAUCAAACACACAGGCACAAUCGAUGCACUACCUUGGUCAAUUCAACUUGAUUCUAACGCAAUAGCGAUACCUAUCAUGGUUUAUAUUGGUAUGAUUUUGGAAACUGGAGAAACACUUUACCUACUCGGAUGUAAGAGAAGAGGAAAUGAAGCAGAUGGAUCAUGUGAAAAAUCGCCACUUAUAAGUACUGCAGCUCCCGCAGCAAUUCAGCAGCUCGCAGUUCGAAUUUAUUCAAUGAUAUCGUCAGAUUGCAAUUCGUCAGUUACUGCCACAGUAUCUGUUGUGUCGACAGAAAAUCAACGUGAAGAAAUUUAUGUUACUCAGUUAUUGACGACAUCACUUUUCCAGCUCUGGUUUUUGCUUUUGAAAAGGGAAUCGUAUGAAGCAAUCAAAUGUCUCGAAAACAGUGAACUUUGUUUACGAUUGAUUCACAUCACUAUGACAAUGGUGGCUCAAACUGAGAAAGUUAUUUCUGCAAAUGCGGAAUCGCCAAAUUCGAAGGCUACGGAGAAACGUAUUAGAAAUUUUCUUCAUUUCCUUAUUGAAGUUAUUGGAUAUUUUGCAACUGCCAAUGAACGGGCUAAAAUGUUUUGUGUACUUGGCUGGCAACGUUCAUUGUUAAUGCAGCUUGUUUCUUUACCACUGGGAUAUUUUUCAAAUCGUGAAUUAAUGGCAAUAUUGAUGCCAACUCUGAUCGCUAUUUGCUAUCAAAAUCCCAUGGCAAUCGAUUUAAUCAGGCCAUCGCUCAGUGCAAAAACUUUUGCAAUAUAUCUCGAAGCAGCUCAAGAUGAGCAUUUUCCGGAACCAGCGCGAUUUCCGAAGAAAUUUUGGUCGAGUGCAAUAAAAUAUUUCAACAGUUGUUAA
Cercopithifilaria johnstoni is the source of this 4401-nucleotide messenger RNA. The record is from the annotation of a GenBank genome assembly. NCBI's taxonomy places the organism in Eukaryota, Metazoa, Nematoda, Chromadorea, Rhabditida, Onchocercidae.